This is a messenger RNA of Callorhinchus milii (elephant shark), 1549 nucleotides long. It is a transcript of the gene foxq1b, whose product is annotated as forkhead box Q1b. The record is from RefSeq and is a predicted model, not a curated record. The coding region runs from base 46 to 1098 and encodes 350 amino acids. The transcript has a single exon. NCBI's taxonomy places the organism in Eukaryota, Metazoa, Chordata, Chondrichthyes, Chimaeriformes, Callorhinchidae. Gene Ontology annotation, molecular function: DNA-binding transcription factor activity, RNA polymerase II-specific; RNA polymerase II cis-regulatory region sequence-specific DNA binding. Gene Ontology annotation, biological process: regulation of transcription by RNA polymerase II; anatomical structure morphogenesis; cell differentiation.
ACACACACGCACACACACACACGCGGGGCAGCCACCGGGGCCAUCAUGAACCUGGAGGUGUUCUCGGGGUCCGCCUUCCAAGACAAGGUGUGCAGCGACUCGGAGGGCAGCGUCCCCUCCCCCCUGUCGGGAGAAGAGGAGUUGGGGUCGGACGGGGACUGCGCGGCCAACAGCCCCGCGCCCACCACCACCACCACCACCACCACCACCAUCACCCCCCCCACCACCCCCACCUCCAGCACCCCGGACCCCGACCCCCGCCCGGGCCAGGAGGCGAAGGGCAACAAGACCUACACCCGGCGCCCCAAGCCGCCUUACUCGUACAUCGCGCUGAUCGCCAUGGCGGUCCGGGACUCGGCCACCGGCCGCCUGACCUUGGCCGAGAUCAACGACUACCUGAUGAAGAAGUUCCCCUUCUUCCGGGGCGGCUACACGGGCUGGAGGAACUCGGUGCGGCACAACCUGUCCCUGAACGACUGCUUCGUCAAGGUGCUGCGGGACCCGUCCCGGCCCUGGGGCAAGGACAACUACUGGAUGCUGAACCCCAACAGCGAGUACACCUUCGCCGACGGGGUGUUCCGCCGCCGGAGGAAGCGCAUCGCCCGCAAAGCCCUCAAGGGACCCGGGGCCGGGGACGCGCCCGGGGUCGCCCCCUCACCGCCGCCCCCAACACCACCACCCACCCCGGCGGCGGAGGCGGGCAAGGGGUCGGGGGGCACCCGGGCCAAGUUCUCCAGCUCGUUCGCCAUCGAGAGCAUCCUGAGCCGACCCUUCCAGCGGCGGGAGGACAGGUUGGCCGAGCAGGUGGGCCAGAUGUUCUGGUCCAGCGCUCCGCUGGCGCCCUACCCCUUCGUGCCGUACGCGCGGGUCGGCCCGGUCCCGGCCCUGUUUCACGUCGGCCCGGCCGCCCCCUCGCUGCUGCCCGCCCGCGGGUACCCGGCCCCCGGGCCGGACCCCCCCCACGCCACCGCCACCCCCGCCAAACCCGUCCGGCCCGGGAUGGCCGAGUCGCAGCGGGACUGCUCCCGCCUCCCGUUCCCGGCGGCGAUGCUUCCCGGUCGCUUCCAUCCGUUCAGGAUCGAAUCCCUGAUCGCCUAGAAGACAAGUGUCAGGACCUGACACACGCACAUCCACACAUCCGCACACCCCCACCACACACACACACACACACAUACACACACACACGCGAAUAACACACGACUCCCACCCAAUCGGAGGGCGACAGAGCCCGAGUUCUGCACUUUUGAUCAGAUCUUAUUAUAGGAGAGAUAUUGAGUGUGUGUUGUGUGUGUGUGUGUGUGUGUGAGUGUGUUUUCCCGACCACUGCACUGGGACCCGAUGAAAGCUUUUAUUCGAAUAAAAGGGUCCAAUACACUGAACCUGGUUUCCUGCAUCUCGACAAAACCAGUCGUUCCGGUCAAACCACCGAAGGACCACCACCACCACUAUGUUAUCGAGACUGCAGUCAUCCUUUCUGAGAGCAGGUAGUGAAAAGCGUGAGAUCAACUGGAUAUCGGAUCAUUUCUAACCCCCCACCCCACCCCCCACC